AUGCAUAUAUUAGGUGUUGAUAUUCUUCAACAAUUUUAUUUUGUUUUAUAUAAUUUAUAUUAUAUAUCACCAUUUUGUAUAACUUAUUGGAGAUUUAUUUUAAUAUUUUUUAAUAGAUCUGUAUUAUUAUUUGAAAAUAUAAUUAUUGCUAUCAUUGCAUUAAUACCAAGUUUUGUAGCAUUUAUUAAUUGUGUAUUUUUUUCUAAUAUUAUAUAUUCAGAUGAUACUUUUGAAUAUAAACAUUAUUAUAGUAGUUCACUUUUUGUAUACAUGGAUUUAUUACCACAAGUAACAAGUUCUAUUUUUGCUUUAAUUCUUAACAUACUAAUUCUAAUUAAAGUUAAUAUAAUUAAUAAAAAAUCAAAAGAAUUUAUAUCAACUAAAAAAUCAGAAGUACCUCUUACAAUUAAUUUAAUGUUUCAUUCUAUUUGCCCACUUAUCUUAUUAAUUUGGAUAAAUAUGAUGGUUAUUUUUAGAGUUACACAUAAUUCAAAAGGAGAAAAAACUAUUUGGUUUUUUAUAUAUGCUCAAUUUGAUUUGAUAUAUCGUAUUCUAAGUCCAAUAACAAUGAUCAUCUUUAUUGAAGCAUACAGAAAUGGAAUUUUAAAAUGGUUUAAAUGUGGAAAUAAAAAAUUAUUUAUUAAAGUAUCUAGUUUUGUACCAAAAUAA
Molecule: messenger RNA, 669 nt
Organism: Strongyloides ratti
Lineage: Eukaryota; Metazoa; Nematoda; Chromadorea; Rhabditida; Strongyloididae
Exons: 1
Coding region: 1-669 (222 amino acids)
Source: RefSeq, a predicted model, not a curated record